CGAGGAAGGAGUGAAGGAGACGUGUCUGUCUGUGAGGCGCUGGGUGCACUUCCCCAGGUCUCUGGGCUAGGAAGGCAGCGGCUAGGUGCCUCUCCAAGUACCCUUUGCGGGCCCAGCCGAGCAGCGUGGGGCGAAGGCGGCGGCGAAGGCCCGGGCUGGGAGCGUUGGCGGCCGGAGUCCCAGCCAUGGCCGAGUCUGUGGAGCGGCUGCAGCAGCGAGUCCAGGAGCUGGAGCGGGAACUUGCCCAGGAGAGAAAUCGGCGGGUCCUGGGGAGCGGCGAAGGAGGGGGCGGACGGGUCCGCAUCGAGAAGAUGAGCUCAGAGGUGGUGGAUUCGAAUCCCUACAGCCGCUUGAUGGCAUUGAAACGAAUGGGAAUUGUAAGCGACUAUGAGAAAAUCCGUACCUUUGCCGUAGCAAUAGUAGGUGUUGGUGGAGUAGGUAGUGUGACUGCUGAAAUGCUGACAAGAUGUGGCAUUGGUAAGUUGCUACUCUUUGAUUAUGACAAGGUGGAACUAGCCAAUAUGAAUAGACUUUUCUUCCAACCUCAUCAAGCAGGAUUAAGUAAAGUUCAAGCAGCAGAACAUACUCUGAGGAACAUUAAUCCUGAUGUUCUUUUUGAAGUACACAACUAUAAUAUAACCACAGUGGAAAACUUUCAACAUUUCAUGGAUAGAAUAAGUAAUGGUGGGUUAGAAGAAGGAAAACCUGUUGAUCUAGUUCUUAGCUGUGUGGACAAUUUUGAAGCUCGAAUGACAAUAAAUACAGCUUGUAAUGAACUUGGACAAACAUGGAUGGAAUCUGGGGUCAGUGAAAAUGCAGUUUCAGGGCAUAUACAGCUCAUAAUUCCUGGAGAAUCUGCUUGUUUUGCGUGUGCUCCACCACUUGUAGUUGCUGCAAAUAUUGAUGAAAAGACUCUGAAACGAGAAGGUGUUUGUGCAGCCAGUCUUCCUACCACUAUGGGUGUGGUUGCUGGGAUCUUAGUACAAAACGUGUUAAAGUUUCUGUUAAAUUUUGGUACUGUUAGUUUUUACCUUGGAUACAAUGCAAUGCAGGAUUUUUUUCCUACUAUGUCCAUGAAGCCAAAUCCCCAGUGUGAUGACAGAAAUUGCAGGAAGCAGCAGGAAGAAUAUAAGAAAAAGGUAGCAGCACUGCCUAAACAAGAGGUUAUGCAAGAAGAGGAAGAGGUAAUCCAUGAAGAUAAUGAAUGGGGUAUUGAGCUGGUAUCUGAGGUUUCAGAAGAGGAACUGAAAAAUUCUUCAGGUCCAGUUCCAGACUUACCUGAAGGAAUUACAGUGGCAUACACAAUUCCAAAAAAGCAAGAAGAUUCUGUCACUGAGGUAACAGUGGAAGAUUCCGGUGAAAGCUUGGAAGACCUCAUGGCCAAGAUGAAGAAUAUGUAGAUAAUGGACUGGGAUAUAUUUUAUUUCUCAUGUUAAAGCCUCUUCCCUUGAAAUUAAAAAAAAAAAAAAAUUUAACUGAUAAAACUUAGGGCAACAUUUAUUAAUGUAUAUUCUUACCUGAAUUGUUAUACUUUUUGAAAAUCCUGUGACUUGCCUAUUUCUCCCCGCUCUAGUGAAAUCAUUAACUCUCCUAAAAUGUAUGUUUCAUUCUAGUAAGAAAACCUCAAAGGAUAUUGUAGGAUAUAAAUCUUACUUGAAAACACA
This is a messenger RNA of Chlorocebus sabaeus (green monkey), 1664 nucleotides long. It is a transcript of the gene UBA5, whose product is annotated as ubiquitin like modifier activating enzyme 5. Gene Ontology annotation, cellular component: cytosol; cytoplasm. Gene Ontology annotation, molecular function: UFM1 activating enzyme activity. Gene Ontology annotation, biological process: protein ufmylation. The record is from RefSeq and is a predicted model, not a curated record. Lineage: Eukaryota; Metazoa; Chordata; Mammalia; Primates; Cercopithecidae.